AUGGCCGACGCACUCUGCGGACCCUCGAAUGCCCUGCAGAAUUUCCAAAAACACACCACCGUCGAUCGGACACUGCAGCAGGACCGACUGGGAUUCAGAUCAUCACCGGGGGCAAAUGCAGGAGCGUUGGAUUCCGAGUUCGAUGCCUUUCAGGCCGGUCGAUCGGGCCCGCCGCAAGAUUUCCAGCAAUUUGCUCCGCGCUUCGUACAGCCCCCUCCGCAGUUUGCGCAAGCCCCCCACGCCCCCGACUGGGCUGCUGACUUUCAGCGCCUGAAUAUUGCCAGUCAGCCUCCACAAGUGUUCCAGCAGCAAAGACCACAGGCGGCGAGCGCAGCGUCAGCAUGGCAUCAGGACUUUUUGAACCAGCAGACGCAGGCCGCGCCAGCUCCUGUGCUGCAGCAGAACACUUUUGGAGCUAUGCCGGCGUAUACUAUGGGCGGGUUCGGCGGGCAGGCAUACAUGCAGACACCGGGUUUCCAGAACGCCCAAAUGUCCGAAACAGCACUAGGCAAGCAGCGGGCAACAGACGCUGUACCGGCCUUUGAUGAGGCGGCUUUUGAACAAGCAUUUGCGCAGGCGCAACAAGACAUGAUGGAGGUUGCUAAGGCAGAACAAGCACACGCGCAACCAGCGCAAGAAGCACUGAACUUGGACCGGCCGGGUGAGAUGGAUCCUCUUCUACGACGGAUACGUGAAACGCGUCCAGCUGUAUACUCUGCCAUCCAAGUUUGGAGCGAGACAGGUCUUGGACGAACCGAAGAGGCAAUCGCAUACCUCGAAAACAUGAGCCAAAUGGAGAAGAAUGGCAACUUGGUGCAGGAUGCAAAUGAAGGAAAAUGGAUACUCGACUCCCUCCAGAGGAUUGUGAACCGCGAUGCUCCCCAGGAAGUCAAGACGCGCGCCUCGGAGCUCAUCAGUGCCAUCAACGAGCGCCUCAUGUCGCAGUACCCGUUUGGUUCACGUGUACCCAUGAGCGAAGAGCAGGUUUGGAAGGAUCUCGAGGCCGCGGGAUACACGAGGACUCUGGAGCCGCUGCAGCAACAGCCCGAGCAACACCAAAAACAGGAAGAACCCAAAUUAAACGAAGACGACGAAAUGGCAGCUACAGCCGGAAAACUGCUCGAGCGAGUCGCAGACAACACGAGCGAAAAGUUUCAAAAUUCGCAGUUUCUCAGCCUCAUGCGCCGUCUCCGAGACCGAGAAGUCAGAGUGCAAGAGGAUAAGAUUGUUGAAGUGGAUGGCAACAACAACUCCACUACUGCUACACCCGGCAACACGUAUCAACCCCAACAACCCCAUGCUCCUUCAACACAAAUCCCACAAAUCGACCCCACCAUCUUGGCCCAUGCAGCCACCGACUUUGAAACUCCAAUCUACUCGGAUGCCGGCGUCGACCCAGCUCAACAGCACCAUCAACCCCAGAUCAACAUAGAUACCACUACCACCACCUCGGCUGAACCCCAGCACAGCAACAUGCAACCCGCAGCACCAGUAAUACGUCCCCAAAUGCGCUUCAUCCCCCGCCACGAACAAGACGAGGAUCUAUGGCGCACUGCUUCGUCUUCGUCUUCGUCUUCGUCUUCUUCGUCGACGUCGACAUCUUGCCCUGGACCCGGUCGAGACCCGUUUUCAGGUCUGGUAAAGGGCCUGGGGAUUGUGCUGGAUGGGGUUGAUGGCGUGUUGUAG
Molecule: messenger RNA, 1686 nt
Organism: Exserohilum turcica Et28A
Lineage: Eukaryota; Fungi; Ascomycota; Dothideomycetes; Pleosporales; Pleosporaceae
Exons: 4
Coding region: 1-1686 (561 amino acids)
Source: RefSeq, a predicted model, not a curated record